UGUCUAGCAAGCACCAAUGAAUGGCAGAGCUGUACAAAGAGAUCUAGUCCCUCCCCCAUAUGUAGCGACACAACCUCUACACUCACACUGUAGAGAGAAAGAUGAAACGGAGUGAUGCUACGAAUGAAACUAAAACAAAAAGGUGGAAAUAUGUUUUGGGCUAGAUUUUGGAAUUUUGCUUUGGAUUAAUUUCUUACUGCAAUGGAGGAUAUAGACCGUACUUUGGAUUGCUUCAUUUGGAAAUAAUUGUUGAGAAUAUUUGAUGGCAAAGACAAUGGGAUACCGAGAGUGGAGAUGGAAAGCGGUUUGGUGGAAUCAGUUCUUUCUCCUGUGGACUACAAUAGAAGCACAGACUCGUUACAGCAUCCCAGAAGAACUAAAACCGGGUUCUGUGGUCGGAAAUCUCGCCAAAGAUUUGAGUUUGUCAUUAUCUGACAUGUUUGACCGUAAGCUGCGGGUCGCAUCUGAGUCUGGCGAGCAGUAUUUCAGCGUGGAUGCGGGGAAGGGAGAGCUUGUGGUGAAUGACAGAAUAGACAGGGAAGCUCUAUGUGGACAAAGCGUGAGCUGCGUGUUACCUUUACAAAUUGUCAUUGAAAACCCUUUACAAUUACACCGACUGGAGAUAGAAAUUAAAGAUAUAAACGAUAACUCUCCAGUGUUUCAAACAAAAGAAUUAUCUUUAAAAAUUGCAGAAUCUGCAGCAGUGGGAACUCGCUUUCUUUUGGAAAGUGCAGAGGAUUUAGACGUGGGGGUUAAUUCCGUGAAGUCAUACACUUUGACAAGAAAUGAAUGUUUUACACUAAAAAUGAAGGAUGUUAACCGGGGUAGAGCAGUUCCUGAGUUGGUUUUAGAAAAGCCCCUUGAUCGAGAGAAGAAAGCGUUUUAUCAGCUAAAGUUGACUGCAGUAGAUGGAGGAAAUCCGACCCUUUCGGGUACCUCACAACUUACAAUUACUGUGCUUGAUAAUAAUGAUAAUUUUCCUGUCUUUGAAAAUAUGACGUUCACAGUUUCUUUGCAAGAAAAUUCUGUGAAGGAUACUUCCAUAAUUAAGAUAACUGCAACUGAUGCUGAUGAGGGACCAAACGGAGAAAUAGAAUAUUUUUUUGGCGCGAGGACACCGGAAUCCGUGUUAUCCAUGUUUGAAAUCCGAUCCUCAACUGGAGAGAUAUAUCUGAAAGGAGACUUAGAUUAUGAAGAAGCAACCUCCUACAAAAUAGAAAUAUCUGCGAAAGACAAAGGGGUUCCUGAAAUGGAGAGUUACUGUCAUUUACAAGUAGAUGUUUUAGAUGUUAAUGACAACACACCAGAAAUUGUUCUCACUUCU
This is a messenger RNA of Cyprinodon variegatus (sheepshead minnow), 1324 nucleotides long. Its product is annotated as protocadherin gamma-C5-like. The annotation marks the transcript as partial. Gene Ontology annotation, molecular function: calcium ion binding. NCBI's taxonomy places the organism in Eukaryota, Metazoa, Chordata, Actinopteri, Cyprinodontiformes, Cyprinodontidae. The transcript has a single exon. Gene Ontology annotation, biological process: homophilic cell-cell adhesion. Gene Ontology annotation, cellular component: plasma membrane. The record is from RefSeq and is a predicted model, not a curated record.